Molecule: messenger RNA, 3173 nt
Organism: Ziziphus jujuba (common jujube)
Lineage: Eukaryota; Viridiplantae; Streptophyta; Magnoliopsida; Rosales; Rhamnaceae
Product: plastid division protein CDP1, chloroplastic
Exons: 12
Coding region: 346-2841 (831 amino acids)
Biological process (GO): chloroplast fission
Cellular component (GO): chloroplast inner membrane
Source: RefSeq, a predicted model, not a curated record
CGUAAAUAUCCCAAAAUCAUCCAAAAGCCAAAAAAGCCAAAAACAUCAAAGGAGAAAAACGAAGUCACAGCAAAAUCCCAAAAACCCAGAUCAAAAAACCCACAAACAUAAUAAGUCUCUAGAAGAAAAGAGAAAACCCCAAAUUCAAGUUACAGUCUUUCAGUUCCAGCUCCUUCUUCUUUGUUCUUUUAGAGAAAAAGAAAAGUCAUGGUUUGCUUCUUUGCCACAAAGAUCCAACCAAAACAGGACCACCAUUUCAGACCCAAAUGCAGAUUGUGAAAAUCCCUGAAAAUGUAUGAGUGAAUCUCUCUUUCUCCACUAGGGUUUUCUUUUUUCUCUGCCCACAUGGCUUGGACACACGCCAUGUCCACCAUUCCUUCUUCUUGUUGCUUUUGCAGGAGUUUUGGCAAAAAUGGUGGUGAUAAUAGUGAUGUUAGUUGUCACACUCACAAGGAAAACGACAGGGUCUGGGUUUUGGGUAUACCCAGGGAGAGAAUUAGCUCUGGUUCCACCAUUUCUAGAGCUUCGAUUGGGUUGCGUUCGAUGAAUGCUGAUUUUCUCACUGCCCGUUGGAGAUUGAACGCUGUUGAUACCCACAUUCCUCAGGCCGCUUCCACUCGCACCAGCAUUGAGAUUCCCGUUACAUGUUACCAGCUUAUUGGUGUUACCGAUCGAGCUGAGAAAGAUGAGGUUGUUAAAUCGGUGAUGGAUUUGAAGAGUGCUGAAAUUGAAGAUGGUUAUAGCAUGGAAGCUGUUGUAUCUCGCCAAGAUCUUUUAAUGGAUGUUAGAGAUAAACUUCUUUUUGAACCUGAAUAUGCCGGUGAUGUGAAGGCAAAGAUACCACCUAAGGCUACACUUCGAAUUCCUUGGGCUUGGUUGCCUGGUGCUCUUUCCCUCCUUCAAGAGGUCGGGGAAGUAAAGCUUGUUCUAGAUAUUGGCAGGUCAGCUCUUCAACAUCCUGAUGCUAAACCAUAUAUGCAUGAUUUGCUUCUUUCUAUGGCACUUGCUGAGUGUGCGUCUGCAAAGAUUGGUCUUGAGAAGAACAAGGUGUCCCACGGAUUUGAAGCUCUUGCUCGUGCACAGUGUCUUCUAAGGAGUAAAAAAUCUUUUGGGAAAUUAACAUUAUUAUCUCAGAUAGAAGAAUCUUUGGAGGAGCUAGCCCCUGCUUGCACAUUGGAAUUGUUAGGCAUGCCUCACUUACCUGAGAAUGCUGAACGGAGACGAGGAGCUAUUUCUGCCUUGCGUGAAUUGCUCAGACAGGGACUUGAUGUAGAAGCACCACGCCAAGUUCAGGAUUGGCCAUCCUUCUUUAGCCAAUCUCUCAAUAGACUACUAGCUUCAGAGAUUAUUGAUCUUCUUCCAUGGAAUGAUUUAGCCAUCACGCGGAAGAAUAAGAAAUCGCUUGAGUCACAAAAUCAAAGGGUUGUAAUUGAUUCUAAUUGUUUCUAUGUAGCAUUAAUAGCUCAUAUUGCACUUGGCUUUUCAAACAAGCAAAGAGAACUGAUUGACAAAGCAAAAAACAUUUGUGAUUGUCUGAUAGCAUCGGAAGGCAUCAAUCUGAAAUUGGAGGAAGCUUUUUGCUUGUUCCUUCUUGGUGAAGGUAAUAAGGCUGAGGUGGUUGAAAAGGUUCAGCAGCUUGAGUUAAAAUCAAAUCCUGCUGUGCGAAAUUCAGUCCUAGGGAAGGAUGUUAAAGAUGCUUGUGGUGGAAAUCAAUUGUUGGAAAAGUGGCUGAAGGAUGCUGUGCUCACUGUGUUUCUAGACACACGGGAUUGUCCUCCAUCCUUGGUAAACUUUUUUAAUGGUGAAAAGAAAGUAGCUGGAAACAAAAAAUUUAAAGGAGCUCCACAAACUGUGGCUACUAUAAAUCACAGACCAUUGUCCAAUACUAUUGUAUCAGAGCGGAGGGAUUUUGAGGAAUCUCUUUCCCGUAUGAGCUCUUCUCUAAAUCUAGGUACAGCUAUUAAGCAGCUAGCUCCAAUUGAUUUGCAAAGUUCAUUGAUUGUGGACAAAAAUAGCAACGGAAACAACAGUGGUGCACCAUCUGUUCAAUUGAAAAGAAAUAUUCGCAUGCACCAUAAUAAAGUUUGGGAGAGUUGGUUAUCCCCAGGUGAUCUGGUCAAAAGUUUAACUUCUGUUGCAGUACUUGGAUGCAUUGUCUUUGCUACUGUUAAGUUAACAAGGAUGAAUAUAAAUGAGAAGAGAAGUGCGUCUUGGGUUGCUAAUAAAUCUGAAGCAUAUCCAAGUUCCCUUGCAUGGACAACAGAUUACACGGUGGAUAACAAUGUAGUUCCUGCUUACAUCAAUGGAAAUGGAAUGGGUGGCAGAUUUAAGAAGCUCUUUACAAUAGUAACUAAGAAGUUCAAAAACUUCUCUGAUGCUGGAGAUGCACAAACAUACCCUGCUGCUGGUCUCUCAUCUAUGACGGCCAUUUCCAGAAGGCUGAUGCCUAUGGACGAAGCUGAAGCACUCGUUAAGCAAUGGCAAACAAUUAAAGCUGAAGCUCUGGGUCCUAGCCAUGAGGUUCAUAGCCUAUCUGAAAUCCUUGAUGAGUCAAUGCUUGAUCAGUGGUAUGGUUUGGCUGAUGCUGCAAAAUCCAGGUCAUGUUAUUGGAGAUUUGUCUUGCUAGAAUUGUCUGUUUUGCGAGCUGAAAUUUUGUCAAAUGGAAUUGGAGCAGAGAUGGCAGAAAUUGAGGCUGUUCUAGAGGAAGCAGCUGAACUUGUUAAUGAAUCUGAGCAAAAGAACCCAAACUAUUACAGCACCUAUAAGAUUCGGUAUAUUCUGAAACGACAAGAUGAUGGCUCUUGGAGGUUUUGUGAAGGUGACAUUCAAACAUCAUCAUGAUGUGCAAGCCGACUUCUAGAAAUCAGCCCUAAUGACUAAUACCUUUUUGCUAACAUGGUUCUUCCCAUCUAAAAUUCUUUUUCCUUAGGAGACCUCCGAAAAUUCAAUAUUGGGUCUCUGUUGAGAAUAGUUUAUCACAAUUUAGAAAUUUAUUUUUUUAUUUUUUCCAAAGAUGAAGGGGGCUUAGUGUUAACUUUGCUUCUCUUUACUUGUAUAUAGUUUGGUAGGGAAUUCUGUAUGUUGAAAGUUGAAUAUCAGUUGUACUCGAGAACAUGAAAGCUGUUUAGCCAAAAUUGAGGAAGUAGUGUAAAAAUUGUCAUUGUCUUGUUGAA